This is a messenger RNA of Micropterus dolomieu (smallmouth bass), 1616 nucleotides long. Its product is annotated as acid-sensing ion channel 1-like. The transcript has 3 exons. Gene Ontology annotation, cellular component: membrane. Bases 834 to 1616 code for a protein of 260 amino acids. NCBI's taxonomy places the organism in Eukaryota, Metazoa, Chordata, Actinopteri, Centrarchiformes, Centrarchidae. The record is from RefSeq and is a predicted model, not a curated record. Gene Ontology annotation, biological process: sodium ion transmembrane transport.
GAAAUUAUCCCAGCAUUGUUGUGGAGGCAGCUCGGAGGAGGGGAUGGAGGCAAGCAAGCGAGCAGAGGCGCACCGACGCAGCUACCUGACAGACCCGGCUCCUCUGUGAUGCAGCUGUUUAUGCUGGCUGUGAAAAACCACCCCGACGACUGCUUUUAGAACGGUAACGAGCGAGAAAUCAGUGGCUAUUUGUUAUCUUGCACGUGUUGGGAUCGCGGAGGAAGAGCAGGGAAAGCCAUGUCGCCAGUCUACUCUAGAGAGAGAGUAUACGAUCGCUUUGAUUUUCUAAUUCAGAUUUCCCCGUUUUCCUCGCCGAUGUAGUUUGUGCGUUUGUUUUCUCAACCGUGAUCUGUUUUGUGUAUAUAUUUUUUUAUUUUUUUGCAAUCCUGCCCAGUGUUUUUGUUGUUUUGUUGUGAGCGUGGAAGCACAAUAUCAACUCGGUAAUAAUACAGAAGUGUGCAAGGAGAGGACAGCGUUGGCAUCUAUCCAUGCGCGCUCCACACCGGGCUUUUUGUUAACUGUGACCCCAGCCGAGGUACAACACAUGCUUUCCCUUAUCUAUACUUUCUGUUCUGGUGUAAGUGUUUUCAUGUAAGGGCGCGGUAUUUUGAGGUUAUCUUGGCUAAAAUGCUCGGAAUCUCGGUGUAUUUUGCCGGUUGUCAGUGACGCAACAUCUCACACAGACUGCAUGAGAAAUGCAUGCGUAGAAGGGCGUGAACUUGCAGGCACUAAACCUCCUUCCCAUUAAAAAAGCAUCAUCUUAUCUAUACAGCCAGUUUACUCCGCUUGCAACCCCCUGUCCUUCAUUUAUCUAAACUCAUUCCGGGGACAUAAUGGAUCUCAAAACGGACUCGGAGGACAUGGACUACAAGCGACCGGCUCCCAUUGAAGUUUUCGCCAGCAGGUCCACGCUGCAUGGCAUCUCGCACAUGUUCACAUAUGAGCGGAUGUGUAUCAAGCGCAGCCUGUGGAUUUUGUUCUUCCUGGGUUCCGUGGGUGUGCUGGUGAUGGUGUGUGUGGACCGGGUGCAAUUCUACUUCCAGUACCCCCAUGUCACCAAGCUGGACGAGGUGGCCGCUCCGAUGAUGGUGUUCCCCUCAGUCACCUUCUGCAACCUCAACUCCUUCCGCUUCAGCCGGGUGACGCGCAACGACCUGUACCACGCUGGGGAGCUCCUUGCCUUGCUCAACGGCAGGUAUGAAAUCCGGGACCCACAUCUUGUGGAGGAAAAUGUCUUGCAGAUCCUGAAAGAGAGGGCCGACUUUGACAACUAUAAGCCCCGCCCCUUCAACAUGCGUGAAUUCUACGACCGAACCGGCCACGACAUCAAGGACAUGCUGCUCUCCUGCUUCUACCGAGGCAUGGAUUGCAGUGCUGAAGACUUCAAAGUGGUAAGUCAGGCGUGUCAAUUGUUAAAUGUCCUCUGCAGGGCAGCUGAGGCCUGCCAAGACGAGGUCCAGAUCCCCUUGUUCCCCCUCAGGAUGGGACUGAGAACCAUAAUGUGCAGUGUAACAGACUUACAGGCCAAGAGCCAUCUUAUUAUGGUGAUACACACCAUCUACAAGGCUGCUAUGAGGGCCUGCACGCUGGCGUUAGUACAGUCUCUGAAAGGUUGA